AUGCAUCCUACAGCACGCGCCAUAGCGCCACACUACCUCCUCCUCCUCUUCGCCAGCUUCUUCCUCCUGCUGCGCUCCCCGUCGCCCGUCGCGGCCGCCGGCGACGUCGCCCUCCUCCUGGACAGGCUCAAGCCCGCGCUGCAGGGCGCCGCCCCCAACGCCGAGCUCGCCACCUGGAACGCCUCCACGCCCCUCUGCCUCUGGCGCGGCCUCCGCUGGUCCACGCCCGCCGGCCAGCCGCUCCGCUGCGACACCGUCGCCGCGCGGGCCAACCUCUCGCUCGCCAGAGACGCCACCCUCCUCCUGUCCUCCAUCCGCCUCCCCGCCGCCGCGCUUGCCGGCCGCCUCCCGCCGGAGCUCGGCGCCUUCCCGUCCCUCGAGUCCGUCUACCUCGCCGCCAACUCACUCUCCGGCGCCAUCCCGCUCGAGCUCGGCAACGCGCCCGCGCUGUCCGAGCUCGACCUCGCCGGCAACGCCCUGUCCGGCGCGCUCCCGCCCUCCAUAUGGAACCUUUGCGACCGCCUCGCCGAGCUCCGCCUCCAUGGCAACGCUCUCACGGGGGUGAUCCCCGCGCCGGCGGGACCCAACGAUACUUGUGAUCGUCUCCACCUUCUUGAUCUCGGCGCCAACCGCUUCUCCGGCUCCUUCCCGGCCUUCCUGACGGGCUUCCGUGGCCUCCAGCACCUCGACCUCGGCGGCAACCACCUCUCUGGAGACAUACCGGAGUCCGUCGCUGCGAUGAGAGGCCUCCAAAUGCUCAACCUUUCUUACAAUAACUUCUCCGGUCAGCUGCCUCCGGGCUUCGCCGGCUCGAGAUUCACCGCAGAAUCGUUCCUAGGGAACAGCCCGGCGCUGUGCGGCCCGCCGUUACAGCAGCCGUGCGUGUCCCCUUCGGGCCUCAGCUCCGGCAGCGUCGCGGGGAUGGUCAUCGGGCUAAUGGCCGGUGCUGUCGUGGUGGCAUCGGUGUCCAUCGGGUGGGCGCAGGCGAGGUGGAGGCGGAACAGGGUAAGGCGAGCGGCGGAGGAGGGGGUGGAGACGGAGGAAGGCGGCGAGGGCGACAGCGAGGGGAAGCUGGUGGUGUUCCAGGGCGGGGAGCACCUGACGCUGGGGGAGGUGCUGAAUGCGACGGGGCAGGUGGUGGAGAAAGCGAGCUACUGCACGGUGUACAAGGCGAAGCUGGCGGACGGCGGCGGCAACAUCGAGCUCCGGCUGCUGCGCGAGGGGAGCUGCAAGGACGCGGCGUCGUGCGGGCCGGCCGUGCGGCGCAUCGGCCGCGCGCGGCACGAGAACCUGGUGCCGCUCCGGGCCUUCUACCAGGGCCGGCGUGGAGAGAAGCUGCUCGUGUACGACUACUUCCCCCAUCGGACGCUCCAUGACCUCCUCCACGGCGGCCUCGAGAGCAGGCCGGUGCUGACAUGGCCGCGGCGGCACAAGAUCGCGCUGGGCGCGGCACGCGGGCUGGCGUACCUACACGAGGGCCGGCACGGGGACGGGCCGGUGGUGCACGGCAACGUGAGGUCCUCGAACGUGCUGGUGGACGAGUACUUCGUGGCGAGGGUGGCCGAAUACGCGGUGGUGGGCAGGCUGCUGGUGCCGUCGGCGGCGGAGGCUGUGCUGUCGGCGGCGAAGGCGGACGGGUACAGGGCGCCGGAGCUGCAGACGAUGAAGCGGUGCGCGCCCCGGACGGACGUGUACGCGUUCGGGAUACUGCUGCUGGAGCUGCUGAUGGGGAAGAAGCCCUCCUCGGCAGCGAACGGAGGCGACGACCUGCCGUCGCUGGUGAAGGCGGCGGUGCUCGAGGAGACGACGACGGAGGUGUUCGACCCGGAGGUGGCGAAAGGCGUGCGGAACCCGGCGGAGGAGGGCCUCGUGCAGGCACUGAAGCUGGCGAUGGGCUGCUGCGCGCCGGUGGCGGCGGCGAGGCCGAGCAUGCCGGAGGUGGUGCGGCAGCUCGAGGAGAACCGGCCCAAGAGCAGCCGGUCGGCGCUGUACAGCCCCGCCGAGACGAGGAGCGAUGCCGGCACGCCGCAAUACAGCUAG
This is a messenger RNA of Triticum turgidum subsp. durum (durum wheat), 2040 nucleotides long. NCBI's taxonomy places the organism in Eukaryota, Viridiplantae, Streptophyta, Magnoliopsida, Poales, Poaceae. The record is from the annotation of a GenBank genome assembly.